CCCUUCUAUAGGCUCGACAUCCAUACUACAGAGGAGCGGGUAUUAUGCUAGACGUCCGAGCUUACAUGGCAUUAUUGGCAGCUGACCAUUCUAUCUGUCGUACUCGUCGUUCUCUCUCGAAUCGCUGCUCACGUUGUCGUUUUCGUUAAAAUUCGUAUACGUAACUUUUCGACAGAACUCAGUAUAAAAGGACUGGGGCCUCGCCUUGUACACCAUCGCAUUCGCCGCGUACUUCUGCUUGUUCUCUCUUGACUCUACAGACACCAUGCAAAUUUGCCUCCUUCUGUCUGUCCUCCUCACUGCAUGCGCCGUGAAUGUCAUGGCGGAUGAUCAAGUUGCGCUGGGCCCCACCAAGCACUGUUCUAAUGGCGGAACGAUUGACAAGGAUAACGAGACAUGGGUCAAGAAGGGUUGCGACCCCGCGACAAGCGCUGGGGUCAAAAGUGCCCAUAAUUGCAAGAGCGGAAACGGCAAAUAUUAUUUGUGUAAACAGGGUAGCACUUGGACAUGCAGUGCGGUGAAGAACAUGGUUGGGUUGGAGAAUGGAGAAUGCUUCAAGUAGAAAUUGAUUCGUGUUGAAACGUUGAUAUUCGCAAAUCCUUUUGGACUUUCGAAGCCCCUAUGGACGCGAAACUGGUCCGUGCGUGUAAAUUCCG
Guyanagaster necrorhizus is the source of this 656-nucleotide messenger RNA. RefSeq lists its product as uncharacterized. The record is from RefSeq and is a predicted model, not a curated record. The transcript has 2 exons. The coding region runs from base 266 to 562 and encodes 98 amino acids. Lineage: Eukaryota; Fungi; Basidiomycota; Agaricomycetes; Agaricales; Physalacriaceae.